Molecule: messenger RNA, 1515 nt
Organism: Trichophyton benhamiae CBS 112371
Lineage: Eukaryota; Fungi; Ascomycota; Eurotiomycetes; Onygenales; Arthrodermataceae
Exons: 1
Coding region: 1-1515 (504 amino acids)
Biological process (GO): SRP-dependent cotranslational protein targeting to membrane; SRP-dependent cotranslational protein targeting to membrane, translocation
Cellular component (GO): signal recognition particle, endoplasmic reticulum targeting; cytosol
Molecular function (GO): GTP binding; endoplasmic reticulum signal sequence receptor activity; 7S RNA binding
Source: RefSeq, a predicted model, not a curated record
AUGAUUAAAGAGAUAUGCGCAGCGCUUCUAUCUGCCGACGUAAACGUCCGGUUAGUUCAGCAGCUGCGCAAAUCUAUAAAAGCUGCCGUUCAGCUACCCUCCAUACCCCCAGCGGUCAACAAGAAACGUCUAAUUCAGAAGGCCGUUUUUGAUCAACUGGUUGCACUUGUCGAUCCACAUGCUGAGCCUUUCAAGCCGAAAAAGGGCAAAUCAAAUGUCAUUAUGAUGGUUGGUCUGCAAGGUGCUGGAAAGACGACCACAUGUACAAAGCUAGCGAGGCACUACCAGACUAAGGGGUUCAAGGCAGCCCUUGUUUGUGCGGAUACAUUCCGAGCUGGUGCUUUUGAUCAGCUCAAGCAAAAUGCUACGAAGGCGAAGAUUCCAUAUUACGGUAGCUUGACACAGACAGACCCUGUUGUGGUUUCAUCAGAGGGUGUGGCGAAGUUCAAGAAAGAGCGGUUUGAUAUCAUCAUAGUUGAUACCAGUGGAAGACAUCGGCAAGAGGAAGACCUGUUUGCAGAAAUGACCCAGAUUCAGUCUGCUAUAAAACCAGACCAGACCAUCAUGGUACUAGAUAGUACAAUUGGUCAGGCCGCAGAGACGCAAUCAGCAGCCUUCAAGUCAGCAGCAGACUUUGGAGCAAUCAUCAUUACAAAGACAGACGGGCACGCUGCAGGCGGUGGUGCCAUUUCCGCUGUCGCUGCAACCCGGACGCCUAUUAUAUUCUUGGGAACCGGUGAACAUAUGCUCGACCUGGAAAGAUUUGCACCACGGCCAUUUGUCCAAAAGCUGCUUGGAAUGGGCGAUAUGGCAAGUUUGGUAGAGCAUGUUCAAGCGGUAACGAAGGACUCGGCUGGCGCAAAGGAGACAUAUAAGCACAUCUCAGAGGGAAUCUUCACUCUACGGGAUUUCCGAGAGAACAUCACAUCAAUUAUGAAAAUGGGGCCCCUGUCAAAGAUUUCCAGUAUGAUACCUGGUCUAUCAAACAUAACAUCUGGUCUUGACGACGAAGACGGCUCGCUUAAGCUCAGGCGCAUGAUCUAUAUCUUCGAUAGUAUGACUGCCUCAGAGCUAGACGGAGACGGCAAGGUCUUCGUCGACCAACCUACCCGGGUCGUCCGCCUUGCCUGUGGAAGCGGAACGACAGUCAGAGAAGUUGAAGACCUUCUUUCUCAACAUAAGAUGAUGGCUGGCAUGGCCAAGAAAGUGGGAGGACAGAAGAAGCAGAUGCAGCGUGCUCAGAAUAUGCUGAAGGGCGGCAACAAGGAGCAGCAGAUGGCAGCUAUGCAAAAGAGGAUGGCUGCCAUGGGCGGCGCUGGCAUGCCUAAUAUGCCCGGAAUGGGAGACAUGCAGCAAAUGAUGCAAAUGCUUCAAGGAGGCGGUGCAGGCGGUGGAGGAAUGCCUGGUCUAGGGGGUAUGGAUUUACAGAGCAUGAUGAGCCAGAUGAGUGGCCUUAUGGGAGGUAUGGGUGGAAUGGGCGGUGGCCGCGGAGGCAGCAGCAGACGAGGCCGAUGA